UUGCAUUCCAAUUACCCGCCAUAUCUCUCUAUCUCCAUUUUGUUACGCGUCAUUUUUGGCAAUGAAAAGUCCAUCGUUUGGUGGUGGCCGGCGCCGGAGUUCUAGCUCCGGCUUACCGGAAAAGAUGACCCACUCGCGGAGUUCCUCUAAUUAUUCCACUUCCACUGCUUCCAGCUCUUCCCACAAGUCAACCACCGGUUCCACUAAGAACCCAGUCAAGAACGCCGCCCGUUCUAUGGCCGACGCUUUGGUGUCUUGUUUUACUCCGCCGGAGACGCCCAAAAACUCCGGAAACUUCAGCGUUUUUUCAGAUAAGUCGGAUGCUUCAAAUUCUGGAGGCAAGAGGAUAAGUGGCUUAUAUCGGGGAAUCUAUGGUAGUUCCAGCAAUUCAACGUGCAGGGGAGAACCGGGGAGUACUAAAUUCACCAUUGAAGAAAUCUACAAGGCCACCAGAAACUUUUCGCCUAGCUUCAAAAUUGGACAAGGUGGUUUUGGGACAGUCUACAAGGGUCAACUCGAAGAUGGAACUUUGGUUGCAGUUAAACGUGCUAAGAAGAUUGUCUAUGAUAAACAUUUGGGGACUGAGUUUCAGAGUGAGGUUCGAACACUGGAACAAGUGGAACAUCUAAAUCUAGUAAAAUUUCAUGGUUAUUUGGAGCACGGAGAUGAGAGGAUUAUUGUUGUUGAGCACGUUCCAAAUGGAACCCUUAGAGAACAGUUGGACCGUGUGCAUGGUAACGUUCUUGAUUUUGCUGCAAGGUUAGAUAUUGCAAUAGAUGUGGCGCACGCAGUUACCUACCUCCACAUGUAUACAGAUCAUCCCAUUAUCCAUAGAGAUAUCAAGUCUUCCAACAUUCUUCUCACGGAGAACCUACGAGCUAAAGUAGCUGACUUUGGUUUUGCUCGGCUAGCCGCUGACAGUGAAUCAGGAGAGACACAUGUUUCGACCCAAGUGAAAGGAACUGCUGGCUAUUUAGACCCUGAAUACCUGAAGACCUACCACCUCACAGAAAAGAGUGAUGUUUAUUCGUUCGGUGUAUUACUAGUGGAACUAGUUACAGGCAGGCGUCCGAUUGAGCCAAAACGGGAGCUACAGGAACGGAUUACUGCUAGAUGGGCUAUGAAGAAGUUUUCUGAUGGAGAUGCAAUCUUAACUCUGGAUCCAAGGCUGCGGAGGUCUCCUGCAAAUAACUUUGCAAUGGAAAAAAUUCUUGAAUUAGCCUUGCAAUGUUUGGCUCCUCAUCGACAUAACAGGCCUACCAUGAAGAUGUGUGCGGAGAUUCUCUGGAAUAUACGCAAGGAUUACAAAGAAUUCUCGACUUCAGAUACACCUUCACUCUCUUCGAAUGCUCAGAGAAGUAGCUCAAUCAGACAAGAAUAAGCACCAUAUAUAUGUGAUUUUGGGCGAGUAUUUGCAUCGCAUAACUUGAUUUCAUUGAGAUGCAUGGAGAAAAUACUGCAAGAGCAACAGUCUUAAAGUAGAACACAUUGCCACAGUGCAAAUCGAAGAAAAGAGAGCAUUUGAAGGUGUUUGGCCUAUUGCAAAGAUGUUGGAGAUUAGAUCACGAUGUUUGACUUCUGCAUAUAGGGACGGAUUGCAUAAUAUAGGGAAUUGUAUAUGUUGAUUUGAAAAGUAUCUUUUAUAUAUACAUUCACUUGUGGAAAUUGACUGAUUUGUUGAAUUUGGUUUGGUUUACAUUUUGUGAUUAUGAAAUUGUUUAUGUUGAUUUGAGAA
Messenger RNA from Olea europaea var. sylvestris, 1735 nucleotides. Its product is annotated as calmodulin-binding receptor-like cytoplasmic kinase 2. Lineage: Eukaryota; Viridiplantae; Streptophyta; Magnoliopsida; Lamiales; Oleaceae. Gene Ontology annotation, biological process: protein phosphorylation. The transcript has 6 exons. Gene Ontology annotation, molecular function: ATP binding; protein kinase activity. The record is from RefSeq and is a predicted model, not a curated record. The coding region runs from base 62 to 1381 and encodes 439 amino acids.